CAAAAACGUUCUUCUCUUGGAAUUUUGGGUUUAUUAUAUCAACCCCGUUCUAUAUUUAAACAAUGAUCACUGAUACGUAGUUGUGUAAUUUUACUCUUUAUAUUUUUGGUAAGAUUGGUUUGAAGAUAGAAGGGAACAAAAUUUGGAACAAAAAUAUUACUGAAAAGCAUCAGUUUACUGUCCACAGCUCCAGAUUUGAUUGUUUGUAGUUUGAUUCGUAUAACUACCUGAUUGAUGUCGGUGUGGAAAACAGAUAAACAGCUACCAGUGACUAAUACUACUACUACACUAGUGAUUCCUGGAAUUUUCUAAUUAAUGUCAGAUAAAAUGAACUGAGUUAAAAGACUUAAAUCAGCCAUGCCGGAUAGACAUUUUAUGGAAACGAUUGAAGACUUUAUGAAAACAUUCAAAAAUAAUUCACAAAAUUUAUCAGCAGCUCAUGCCUUUAUUCUUCAUACGGCAAAUGUAACAGGCAACUCAAGCUCGAGUACAAAAGGACAUAAUGAAUCUGGCGAUAUUAUAAGGAACAUUUUGCUUGUAUUAGCGUAUGGAACGUUGACUUUCAUCUCCUUGUUUGGUAACAGUAUCGUCUGCUAUGUUAUCAUUCGAAACAAAAGGAUGUACACAGUUACGAAUUUCUUCAUUGCUAAUAUGGCAAUGUCGGAUUUGUUGUUGACUUGUUUUAACGUUCCGUUUAAUAUAGCAAAGAACUUAGUGACUGAAUGGCCAUUUGGAGACUUCCUCUGCCAUUUUGUUAAUCUAUCCUUGAUGGUAUCGGUAUAUGUGUCAACGUUCACACUUACGUCUAUUGCGUUAGACCGUCAAAGGGUAAUUUUAUAUCCUUUGAAACCGCGGAUAACUAAACCAGUUGGUUUGGGUAUCCUGGCAGUUAUAUGGAUAGUCGCCAUUUUGUUCUCAUUGCCUUAUGGAAUUUACAACAAAGUUCAAAAUGUAAGUUGGUUGACAAAAAAUGUACGACGUUGUCGACAAUCUUUUCCUGAGCCGGCGGAAUUGUUUGAACAAUGUUUGACUUUGAUAACUAUGAUACUUCAAUAUAUCAUUCCACUUACAAUUAUUGCCAUAUCAUACGGUAGAAUCGUAAGAAAACUUUGGUUAAGGAGCAGUCUAGGUGCUGUAACUCAAAAUCAACAAGUUUUACAUGCUAGGGCCAAGCGAAAGAGUAUAAAACUUUUGAUAACAGUCGUUGUUGUAUUUGGAUUGUGUUGGAUGCCAAUAAAUCUGUAUCACUUACUGACAGAUUUUCAUCCAAAUGCUGCAAUUUUUCAUUAUGACAGUACAACGUUUUUCAUCUUGCACUGGAUAGCGAUUAGCAGCACGUGUUAUAAUCCUUUUGUGUACUGUUGGUUGAAUGAAACUUUCAGAGCGGAAGUGAAAUCUUGCUUUGCAUGCUGUAAGCGGCAUAGGCGUGUACAUCCGGGUGUUGAAAUAGAUGGAAUACUACUACGUUCUGAUAAGUUAAACAGUUAUAGAAGUAAAACUUUCACAAGCAUGGUGCGCUCAACGUCAAAUUUCAGUUCAAUUAAAAUACACAAAAUUGACAAGGGCGAACGAGAACAGGCAUUUUUAGCUCGCGAUGCGACGCAGUUAAUUGAAAGAGACACAUCUCCUGCGGCCCCAAUGAUUAAGACUGACGACAAUCAGAACUCUACGUUGCAAUGAUACAAAUGGAAAAUAAUUCACUGAAAUAAACCCGACUCAUAAAAUUUCAGAAAACAGUGCAACUAAAGCAGUGAAGGCUGAGUAUAGAUUCAUAUGAUAUUUGAAUAAAAACAGAACUUGUAAUUAAUGGCAAUUUUUAAAUAAUGAAAUGGCAGUUGAAAUUAAAGGUAUGCUAGAGGUA
Molecule: messenger RNA, 1861 nt
Organism: Mytilus californianus (California mussel)
Lineage: Eukaryota; Metazoa; Mollusca; Bivalvia; Mytilida; Mytilidae
Product: G-protein coupled receptor 83-like
Exons: 3
Coding region: 358-1680 (440 amino acids)
Biological process (GO): G protein-coupled receptor signaling pathway
Cellular component (GO): neuron projection; plasma membrane
Molecular function (GO): neuropeptide binding; neuropeptide Y receptor activity
Source: RefSeq, a predicted model, not a curated record